Messenger RNA from Rubroshorea leprosula, 1516 nucleotides. NCBI's taxonomy places the organism in Eukaryota, Viridiplantae, Streptophyta, Magnoliopsida, Malvales, Dipterocarpaceae. The record is from the annotation of a GenBank genome assembly.
UCCCACGUCCGAGCUCGGAGCUUUCUUGCAAAACCCAGCAGAACCGAGAAUCUGCAAAUAGAGAUCCAAAUUGGAUUUCUUUUCUUCUUUUUCUUUUUUCUUUAAAAGUCAUUUAUUAAGAGUUUAGAGAGAAAAUGUUGGGAGUGUUCAGCAGCUCGAUAGUGUCGCCGCCGGAGGAGCUGGUUGCAGCCGGAUGCCGGACUCCAUCGCCAAAAAUCACGUCGACGGCCCUCUUGAACCGCUUCCUUGAGACCAGAGCCUCCUCUGUGUCUGUAAAAGUCGGAGACGAUGUCCAUCUGGCUUACACUCACCACAACGAGUCCGCCUUACGCCCCAGAUCAUUUGCAGUGAAGGAUGAGAUCUUCUGCUUGUUUGAGGGAGCACUUGACAACUUGGGAAGUCUGAGGCAGCAAUAUGGACUUGCUAAGUCAGCAAAUGAGGUGAUUUUGGUCAUUGAGGCUUACAAGGCUCUCCGUGACCGUGCACCAUACCCUCCCAGCCAUAUGGUUGGCCAUCUAGAAGGAAAUUUCGCUUUCAUUGUCUAUGACAAGGUCACUUCCACCUUGUUUGUGGCUUCUGAUCAAUAUGGCAAGGUCCCUCUCUCUUGGGGAAUCACUGCUGAUGGAUAUGUGGCCUUUGCUGAUGAUGCUGAAUUACUCAAAGGAGCCUGUGGCAAGUCCCUUGCUUCUUUCCCUCAAGGUUGUUUCUUCUCCACUGCGGUUGGAGAACUAAGGAGCUUUGAGAAUCCCAAGAACAAGAUCACUGCAGUUCCAGCCAGUGAGGAGGAGAUAUGGGGUGCUACGUUUAAGGUAAGAUGAUUUUUUUACUGCUAAUUUGCAUAAAAACCGUAUUAUUUAUAUCAGUGUGCGGUGUAUACUAAGUAGGAUUGAAAUUGGUGAAACUAGAGAUUCUAGAAGUCUUCACCAAGGCAAAAUAUUUUAUAACCAAUUGUCAAUUCCAAAGGUUUAGGUACUUGGUUUAGUGUAAAGUAAGAAACAAAGUAGCAGCAGGCAUGAAUGUUGUUGCUCUUUGUUUUGUCAUGUUUUUGGUGGCAAGGCACCAUCAACUGUCCAUUUCAAGAUUUCAACCACCUCUAAAGAAUUCACUUCAAGCCACAUAUUAUCUGUCUUAUUAUUGCUGAAUUGUGUUGCCUUUCUUUGGUGGUUUUGGAAUUUUCAGGUGGAAGGGCCAGCACUUUUUGCAGCCACAAAGUAGAUCUUUCUUCUCCUCCUUGUAUCUCGAAACCCAUCCACAGAAUGAAAGAGGUUUUAAGUGGUUGCAAAUGCAGGGGAACCAAUGUGAAUAUCUGAAUGAGUAUGUAACUGUUUGUAGAAUGGACAAAUGAAAAAAAAAAAAAGCAGCAACUUGGUUUUGUAGAUACCUUUAUGUUUUUAGGAAACUUGUUGUCAGAAUAAGUCUGUGAUCUUUUCUUCAUCCAUUGUGCAGCUCCAACUUCUAGUUUAAUGAAAGUUGUCUCAGCGUCUGAAAUCUGUUAUAAUGAAAUCCCUUUAUUCCU